Messenger RNA from Cataglyphis hispanica, 706 nucleotides. It is a transcript of the gene mRpS6, whose product is annotated as probable 28S ribosomal protein S6, mitochondrial. Gene Ontology annotation, cellular component: mitochondrial small ribosomal subunit; ribosome. The transcript is spliced from 4 exons. The coding region runs from base 188 to 637 and encodes 149 amino acids. The record is from RefSeq and is a predicted model, not a curated record. Gene Ontology annotation, biological process: translation. Lineage: Eukaryota; Metazoa; Arthropoda; Insecta; Hymenoptera; Formicidae. Gene Ontology annotation, molecular function: structural constituent of ribosome; small ribosomal subunit rRNA binding.
CAUCUAUAUAGUGUACAUUUUCAAUGACUAUUUCACGUAUAUAUUCAUUUUCUCAUUGAUAUUUAUUAUUUGUGAUUUUUUUUCUGUAGUGGAAGAGGAAGAAUCAGAUUGCUCGGAUAAUUGAAAUUAUAUUAUUAUUAUUGCUUUUUUAAUUAUUUGCAAAUUUUACGUGUGUGAAGUGACAAACAUGCCAACAUAUGAAAUGCCGCUUAUGAUACGUGUCAUGAAAAAGCCGGAACUGAUAGCAACUUUAAAGAGAGCAACCACAACGAUAUUUAAUACUGGGGGUUUUUUAAGAAAAAUUGAGAAUUGGGGAGUAAAACCAUUUCCAUGCAAAGUGAGAGCUCAUGGACAUAUUUAUAAAGAAGCAAACCAUUUUCUUAUUCAUUUUGAUAUACCUCCAAAAGAAAUGGAAAAAAUUUUAGAUCAAUAUAACAGAGAUGUUGAUAUCGUUAAAUUGAAAAUAUUUAAAAAAAAUGAACCUAUUAAAAAAGAUUGUACGUUCCAUGAGGAAAUGUUACCACCACCAUACAGGCCUAGUGUCCAGAAAUUAGUGGAGCUGGCAAAGAAGAGGCACGAUAAUAAAUAUGCAUUUAAAUAUAAUAGUGGAUUAAACUAUUAUCCUUUUAAUAAAUAAGUAUAGGUUCUUUUUUUGUUGUACAUAAUAUUAUUUGUUUCAAAAUAAAAUAUAUCAAAAAAUUGAAAA